GCUCAUCGCUAUGGGAAGGUACAGUGUAAAGAGAUAUAAAACUAAGAGAAGAACCAGAGACUUGGAUCUUGUCUACGAUGACCUCUCACUGAAGGAGAGCAUCUAUAGGUUGAAGAACCAGCCGGUGGACGAAAACUUACCGGGAUUGGGUCAGUACUACUGUAUCGAAUGUGCCAAAUACUUUGAGACCCAGAGGAUGUUGGAUCACCACACCAAGAGUAAAAAGCACAAGAGAAGAGUCAAGGAAUUGCACCAGAGGCCGUACACCUCGUUGGAAAGUGAAGCUGCCUCGGGUGUUAAUAUGUUGAAGUUCAUGGAGUCUGUUGACAAGUAUAAGCGGAUUGAGCAGUACAAGAAAGAAAACAAGCAAGAACUUGAAGAAUUAAUCGCCCAGAAAAAUCCAGAUUUGGAUACUAUUCUUGGCGUCAAUGACGCUGCUGAAGAGACGGAUGCUGCAACCGAAGCUGCUACUGCUGGUGACAAUGAUGCUGAUAUGAUGCAAUAGUUAUGAUAGACAAUGUACGACAUAUGGAAAGUGUAUCGUUUGGAUGAUACUUGGGUCAUCAGUGACCAUAAUCAAAUUCUGUUCUUUUUCUCGUUUGUUGGUGGGCUAGUUCUUUUAGUUGGUGUAAUACCAAUACUAGUGUUUAAACCUGUGGAUUAUUAUUUACUAUUAUGGAACAAUUUCCUGAAGGCAGUUGGUUAACGGAUGUUGCAUUGAAAACUUUUUCAUUCUUCUAUUUCAACAACAUGUUGUAGCAUUGACCACCUAUCGGUGUUAUAUUUCAUCUUGUAUCUCUUUCAACAUUCUAAUCAUUGCUGCCAAAUCUUAGAUACCUCAGAUCUGUUCGCGCUUGUGUGAAAAUGGCGAAUUACGUAAAUAUGAGAAUAAAGGUCAAAA
This is a messenger RNA of Yamadazyma tenuis ATCC 10573, 901 nucleotides long. The record is from RefSeq and is a predicted model, not a curated record. NCBI's taxonomy places the organism in Eukaryota, Fungi, Ascomycota, Pichiomycetes, Serinales, Debaryomycetaceae.